GGCGUUUUUCCCGGGUGCGACGAGAGAACGCGGAGAAGUGACAGGGAAAGGUGAAUUCGCGCGGAGUGUGUGUGUGUGCGCGUGUGUGUGUGCGGUGCGGUGCGGUGUGUGCGCGCGUGUAUAUAUAUGUGUGUGUGUUAUCGGGCAGCUGUGCUGCGAGUCAUCGCGAGUCGAGGCUGGUCGAGGUCGCAGUCGAGGACCAACAAGUCAAAGACACUUGCCGCUCCGUGUGUGCGAUCGCAGCCGACGCCGUGUCUCGCGACAGCGGUGAUAUAGCGCGGCGCAGCGGGGGAGCCAUGACUACGCGUGGAGAAUGGGCUCGAUCGCGUCGGUGCUGCAGUGGCAUUGCUCGGAAUGCGCCCUGAUAAAUCCGACGGAGAGUGCGAGAUGCGCCAGGUGCGGGCUAACGCGGUUCAGGAGCGACGAGAGGGCCAGCCUCGGCAGGCUCGAUCGUACCUCGUCCGUCUCGUUCAUCGCUGCGGAGUGUAGCGCGCACCAGGAGAGGAGCGGGAAACAAGUAACGGGAGGAGGAAACGAGCGGCGAUCGACGAGACGGCACGAGGACGAGGAUUGUCCGCGCGGGGAAUCGUCCUCCGGAGAAUCGACGCCGCCGACACCGCCGCCGAGGACGGACAAGUUGUUGGCGCGCAACUCGACGGAAACAUCUCUGUCCGUCGAUCGGCGCGUCGAGUCUCGACGUCCCGUCGCUUCUUCUUGUUUUGAGAGAUAUCAAUUGGCAUCCAGCAACAAGACUUCACAUCGUGGUUCAUGGAGUGGUGAUUCGUCCGAAAGAGGAAAACCGCUAAAACGUUUUUCCUCUUUACCUUCUUUAGUCACACAGUGGACUUGUAUUCGAUGUCUAUUGGACAAUAAUUGCAGCUCAUUGAUUUGCGCGGCUUGUGACGCCAGUGCAUCGAUAGCUCGAAUUGACGGGAGGCAGAUUGGCGCACGAAAGAGUAAAAAAAUUAAUUUACACAAAGAAAAUCGUCUCAAAGUCACGUCUGGAUUUUUGGCUAAUAUCUUAGACAGUGGCGCUAGUUCCAGUAACGAUGAUAAAAGUAAUAGUACAGGCAUGGCACAGUUGACAAGCAUAAGUCGAAACGAAGGCGAAAGAGUGGACCGCAAAGAUUGGAUUUUACCGUCACUAGGAAUGAUGGAGUCUACCACGCUUCCGUUCACAGAUAAUAGCGAUACCACUCAACGUUCUCCAAAACGGCACAGUCCCUCCAUGUAUGAGCGAGUCAAGUCUAAAGUCAGCCGUUCUUUAUCAAACGGUUCCGUUGUUCAGAAAUUGUCGGAACACGUGGUUCAGAGACCCACGAGCCUAAUGGUGCCGGAAACACGUCAGGAUGACGGCUUGUGGAGCUGCGAUAAUUGCACGUUGGACAAUGCACCUGGUUUGGAACAGUGCGAGGCAUGUGACGCUCCCCGGAGUCCUGCGCCUUGUAGUGGAGUGGUUAUCAGUGUGCCUGCUUGGGUGCCACGCGCGUUAUCGUCCGCGGGACCCUUGUCGUACAGAAGAUCUUUCUCAGAUGCCGAUUCGGUUGCGAAUAUGACGCAGAAGAAGACUGUCAAUCGUAGGAGUCUAAAUGAUGAAGAACCGCCUGCAGUGCCACCACAUUCAAUUGGCUUCAACACAAGACCGAAGUAUUCCUACAUAGGGAUCACGGAUCCUGAUAUACCGCCGCCAUUGCCAAAGAAGCAGACUAGUAAGUUGGUACCGACGAAGGCGCACAGCGAGGCGACCAGUCCCGUGGGCGAUAUAUCGAGUCCGCUCAAACGCAUGUGGACCUGCCGAAAGUGUUCUUACGCAUACAAUCCGCUGUGGUCUAGCGGUUGUGAUAUCUGCGGCUCAUCCAGAUCGCCUCCUUCAUUAACGCAACCUAGCCUAAUAACAGUUACAAAAGAUACAAGUAGCUAUCCGACGCACGCACAAUCUCCGAUCGUAGUGUCGAGAGAUAGUGUCAGAUACAUACCACCGAAAUCGGCCACUCUGGCCACGGCGGAAUCCGAUCUGGACGAUCAGGUCGAUCCGCCGUCGCCAGUAUGGACGUGCAAAAAAUGCACUCUGCUGAAUGCCGCGUCGAGAACAACAUGCGAAGCUUGCUGCGGUUCGAAAUUGAAGAGCAUCAUGCAUCUGGAGGACGCCACGUUACGAAAGGGAGAAAGUUGGGUUUGUCCGUCGUGUACGUUAAGGAAUCCCCUGUCGACGCAGAACUGUAAUGCCUGCAAAACGUUAGCGGACUUUUUAGAAGUUCCGAAAGACAAUAGAGCUCUGGGUCAACGAAGUCCAAGUCCGAGACUCUGCUCAACCCCGGCAAAUUCCAAAGCAGUUACACCAAGACACAGAAAUUCCGUAAGAAAAAAUGGCUCUUCGGCAAAUGACAAAAGGCAUUCAAAAACCAGAGACUCUUCAAACGCUCAAUGGCAAUGCAAAUUGUGCACAUACGAAAACAAGAGUACAACUGCAGUUUGUGAAAUGUGCCAAAGCUCGAAGUUGCUGUCGCAAAUAUCAGGAGAUAGAGGAAUAUCGAGACUUCUCGAAUCGGGUACCAGCACUCUUAGAAUACAACGACAAGAGAGCGUUGUGAUGGAAAAUCUCAGACAGCUGGAGGAGAGAGAAGCGUUAGAAAAAUGGGAGCGCAUUGUACGAUACUGCAAGGAGACAAACGAGCCGUUCGUCGAUGAUUCGUUUCCACCUGCUCCAAAAUCUUUGUACUAUAAUCCCGCGGAAACAAAGGAUAAUCAUGUUGUCCAAUGGAGAAGGCCGCAUCAAAUUAAUGUCGAUUCAAGUGUCGAUUCUAAACUGCCUUGGGCUGUCUUUAGGACGCCCCUACCUUCUGAUAUCUCGCAAGGUGUGUUAGGAAAUUGCUGGUUAUUGUCAGCACUGGCUGUUCUGGCCGAGAGUGACGAGCUAGUGAGAAGAGUUUUGGUCAUGAAAGAGACGUGCCCCGAAGGUGCUUAUCACGUUAGACUUUGUAAAGAUGGAAAAUGGACAACAGUUCUUGUUGAUGAUUUAUUACCCUGUGAUAAAAGAGGUCACCUAGUAUAUUCUCAGGCAAAAAGAAAACAACUUUGGGUGCCGCUAAUUGAAAAAGCAGUUGCUAAAAUACAUGGCUGUUACGAAGCUUUAGUAUCCGGCCGUGCUAUAGAAGGUCUAGCAACGUUAACUGGUGCACCGUGUGAGAGCGUGCCUUUACAACCUUCAGCAUUGCCAAGCGAAGAUGAACUCGACAGGGACCUAAUAUGGGCACAACUCUUGUCCUCGAGGCAGGCUAUGUUUUUAAUGGGUGCUAGCUGCGGAGGUGGUAAUAUGAAGGUUGACGAGGAGGAAUAUCAACGCAAAGGUUUAAGACCGAGACAUGCAUAUUCUGUCCUCGAUGUACGUGAUGUACAGGGAAUACGGUUAUUACGACUGCGCAAUCCUUGGGGUCACUACAGUUGGAAAGGAGACUGGUCGGACGAUAGUCCUAUAUGGACGCCGCAAUUACGAGAGAUGCUCAUGCCACAUGGUGCUUCGGAUGGUGUUUUUUGGAUAUCUUUUGACGACGUUUUGAAAUACUUCGAUUGCAUCGAUAUCUGUAAGACGCGAGUUGGAUGGAGUGAAGUGAGAUUACGCGGCACUCUUCCUCCGUUGUCGUCUCUUAGACACUUGUCGUGUGUUCUUUUGACAGUACUAGAACCUACUGAAACGGAGUUUACGCUGUUUCAAGAAGGUCAAAGAAACUCGGAAAAAUCACAACGCUCUCAAUUGGACUUGUGCGUGGUGGUCUUUCGUACGAGAUCACCAGCCGCUCCAGAAGUCGGUAGACUGGUGGAACACAGUAAGCGACAAGUGCGCGGUUUCGUAGGCUGUCACAAGAUGUUGGAAAGGGAUUUGUAUAUCGUCGUGUGUUUAGCUUUCAAUCACUGGCACACCGGAAUGGAAGAUACGUCCAGUUAUCCCGAAUAUGUUCUUGCUAUUCAUAGUUCAAAGAGACUUCUAGUCGAGCAGAUAUCACCACCUGCUUUUGUCUUAGCUGAUGCUAUUAUAAGUUUAACAUUGGCUAAAGGACAAAGACACGAAGGCAGAGAAGGUAUGACUGCCUAUUAUUUAACUAAAGGAUGGGCCGGUUUAGUGGUAAUGGUCGAAAAUCGUCACGUGAAUAAAUGGAUUCACGUAAAAUGCGACUGCCAUGAGAGCUAUAACGUUGUGUCCACGAGAGGACAACUCAGAACUGCCGAUAGUGUUCCCCCUCUUCACAGACAAGUCAUCAUAGUUCUAACGCAAUUGGAAGGUAGCGGAGGUUUCUCAAUAGCACAUCGACUCACGCACAGACUAGCUAAUAGUGGAAAUUUGCAUGAUUGGGGGCCGCCUGAUACACAACAUUGUCCUCAAAUCGAUACUCAGGUGGAAGGUUUGCACAGUCCUCGUUUGAUAACGUGAAAAAAUAAAAUAUGGAACGAAUAAAGACUGAACAUUAUUUGGGAGAUGUGUUGCCGAUUGUAGUUAAAAAAAAAAAACAAAAAAAAAACAAUUCUCGUGUUCGCGACAUCGAGAAAUUGACUGACAAAAAACCAAAGCAAGCUAGAAAACGUUUCAUACGAUAUUCUGGAGACGGUUAAAAAUACUGUUUGUGCUUUCUAGCUGACGAUGCUCUAGGACGAAUGCACUUAGCGCAAUAUGCUCAGCAUUCGACGUAAUAUACAAUAAGCAACAAUUAAAUGUACAAUGGUUCUGGACCCCAGUGUUAUAAAAAGUCUUGAAAAAAAAAAAGUACUUUUUUUCGAGCACACAUAGAGUGAGUUAUGCGUUUCGUGCGCGUUUGACGAGAGAAAGCAUGAACUUAUUUAAAAAUACAAAAACAACAACAACAAAAAAUAAAACAAGAAAGAUAAGAUAAAACUUAUGUGCAAAUUAAGUGUUUCUGCUGGAACCAUUGAGUUGUAAAGACUUACGGGAAAUUGAAUAUUUAUGAAAAAUCAAGUUGAACGGUUUGCUUGUUAAAUAUAAACAAAAAAAAAUUAUUUUCUCAACUUAACAUUUAAGCAUCUUAAGGAAUGACAAAAACUUAAAUAUUAUACACACAAUAAUGUAAUAUAAAAUAAAAUAAAAACCACUAGGAAAGAUUUAAGGAUGUGUAAAAAAACACCUUACACAUUGUCUUUGGAAUUGCGUAGAGUGUAGCACACGAUUUACAAAUCGGAUCAUUUCCGAUUUUAACAAGAAAAAAAGAAAAAAAAAAGAAAAAAACAAUGUUUACAUGUCGAUCCUAUUUCUAUAUACGUGUAAGGCCGUGUUUGAAGAAACCCGUGUUUGAAAAACAACUUGUAUUACCUUAGGUUUAUUAUAUAUUUGACAUAUGCAUCCACAUGUGGAAAACAACAAGUUGAAAUCUUAACGAGGAUUUUCACGUUCCGAUUAUGGCAUUGAUUGUUUAUCGGGUUUAUCUCUAUCUAGGCAUUGUUGUUUCUCUCCAUCUUGACACCGGAUGGGGAGCUUUGUGCUAAACAAAAAACAAAAACAAAAAAAAAA
Pseudomyrmex gracilis is the source of this 5515-nucleotide messenger RNA. Its product is annotated as calpain-D-like. NCBI's taxonomy places the organism in Eukaryota, Metazoa, Arthropoda, Insecta, Hymenoptera, Formicidae. Gene Ontology annotation, biological process: proteolysis. The transcript has 11 exons. The record is from RefSeq and is a predicted model, not a curated record. Bases 314 to 4426 code for a protein of 1370 amino acids. Gene Ontology annotation, molecular function: calcium-dependent cysteine-type endopeptidase activity. Gene Ontology annotation, cellular component: cytoplasm.